AUGCCAUCGCGCAACACCAGCAGUGCGGGCUCCUCAAAGGGGCCUCGCUCACCUUCUCCCGAUGCUUCUUCCCCCACAGCAGCAGCUUCGCCCACCUCGUCCCUCCGCAGACCAUUCCGAAACAGCGUCAUUGCCCAUCCUCACGAGUACAAGGGAGCCAAGAUUCUGCCUCCCAAGACGCCCACUUCUGCCGAGCUCACCGCCAGCGAUUCGGCAGAUCAGUUGCUACAGCUCUACUCGCCCAUACUCAACUCUAGCAUUACACAAGAAGGCCCAGAGGAGAGCGAGGGCUAUGGCGCCAGUGGCAGCGCAGGACCAUCACUCCUGCACGGAGUCGUACUCGCAGAGGGCAUCAAUCUUGUCCCGCAAAGGAGUGCACCUGCGCCUCCAGUAGCAGCUCGUAGUGCAGGCGCUUCCAGCAGCUCCGCCAAUGGCUUUGCAGGCAACCCGCCAGGCUCUCCCCCUGGCAUUCCUACCACCAGGACAGCAGCACCACAACGUUCUUCCUACAUUGCCGGAUCCUACCGUAACUACGCAUCGGUGACUCCAACUCCAUCUGCUUCUCAGUCGUCCAGCAGGUCGGGCUUGCCCCCUCAGUCUCCUGGCCUCCCCUACCCUCAGACUGGCAACUCGUCCGCCCCUGCAUCGGGCCCUCCUGCAGGGACCGCAUAUCCUCAACGACCCGAGCGUUCUCAAACGGCAGACUCGGAAGCAUUCUCGUCUCUGAGUAGCCUCAGCCAGCGAGGUUACCAACAGCAGCAGCAGGUAGGGUCAGGCUUGCCGGGAGGCAUGCAUAGUCUGUCCCUUACAUCGCCGUCUUCGAGCAACAGCAGCAGCAAUGAAGCGGGAGCAAGUGGGGCGACAAGCCCAUCGGCCUCUCAAGCCCCAUCGAGCAUCUCAAGAGGUAAAGCAGACGGGCCGAAUGGCAGGAAUACCCUCAAGAGCGUAUUGGGUGGAUUCGUCAAUAGCAUGAGCGACGUCUUUUCGCAGCCAAGAAAGAUGGAAAUCUCUACGCCCUACGAUCCGGUCCACCUCACACACGUAGGGUUCAAUUCUGACACCGGAGAGUUCACAGGUCUGCCGAAGGAGUGGCAGCAACUUCUGCAGGAGUCAGGCAUCUCGAAGCAGGACCAGGCAGCCAAUCCCCAAGCUGUCAUUGACAUCGUCGCUUUCUACCAGGAUGCGACUACUCACACUGGUGACAGCGAUGCUGUGUGGAAGAAAUUCGAGGACGCCAAGGGCUCCCAAGUGGAUACAAGUACGGUAAUCAGCUCACCAGGUAUGUCGGGUACAUUGCCUCCUAGUCACGUCUACGAAAAGCCGCGAGCUGCACCACCGCCUCCAGGUUCAGGCAGUGGGCCCAUGCGGCGGCUGUCGGAGCAGAUUGCACCACAGCGCCAUGCUCCUCCUCCUCCUCGGGACAAGCCUCUGCCGCCUACAUCCAAUCCAGCAGAGAAGCUAAUGCGGCGAGGGUCGCAGAAGUCGUCGGUCUCAAGCGGCAAAAGUUCCUCUGGCUCUGGUAGCCUUCGUCCUGCACAGGCCCCUCCGCCCCUUACAGCUAGCGGCUCGAUCUCUACAGCGGGAGCUCCUUCGGCUGUAGGGGUGGCUGCAGCAGUGGCAGCUGCUGGAUCAAGCAAGGGUGCAAAACCAGUAGCAGCAGUUGUACCUACGGGUCCGGGACCUACCCCUCGCAGGAGAGAAACGAAGAAGACUGGGCUCAAGGAUGCAGAAGUCGUCGCUCGUCUGCAAGCCAUCUGUACUGAUGCGGAUCCCACGAAGCUCUACCGCUCGCUGGUCAAGAUCGGCCAAGGAGCAUCUGGAGGCGUUUAUUCGGCGUACCAGGUCGGUACCAAUCUCUGCGUAGCCAUCAAGCAGAUGAAUCUAGAGCAGCAGCCCAAGAAGGACCUGAUCAUCAAUGAGAUUUUGGUUAUGAAGGAGUCAAAGCAGCGGAACAUUGUCAACUAUAUCGACUCCUUCCUCUUCAAGGGCGAUCUUUGGGUGGUAAUGGAGUACAUGGAGGGAGGUUCAUUGACGGAUGUGGUCACGUGCAAUAUCAUGACCGAGGGACAGAUCGCUGCUGUCUGUAGGGAGGUGUUAGAGGGAUUGAAGCAUCUACACGAGCAUGCUGUCAUCCAUAGGGACAUCAAGAGUGACAACAUCCUGCUCAGUAUGGAGGGCGAGAUCAAGCUCACCGACUUUGGAUUCUGUGCGCAAAUUGGCGAGUCACAUGCAAAGAGGACGACCAUGGUGGGCACACCAUACUGGAUGGCGCCCGAAGUGGUGACCCGCAAGGAGUAUGGUCCGAAAGUGGACAUCUGGUCAUUGGGCAUCAUGUGCAUCGAAAUGAUCGAAGGCGAGCCCCCUUAUCUAAACGAAAACCCCCUCCGUGCCCUCUAUCUAAUCGCCACUCACGGAACUCCCAAGAUCAACAAUCCAGAUCAAUUAAGUCCCCUCUUUUUGGAUUUCCUCAAGUGUUGCUUAGAGGUAGACGCUGAAAAGAGACCGGACGCUCAGGGAAUGUUGAGACAUCCCUUCUUGGCCAAGUGUUCCGAUUUGAGGACAUUGGCACCUUUGAUCAAGGCGGCGAGGGAGACUAGUAAGAAGCAUUAG
This is a messenger RNA of Microstroma glucosiphilum, 2610 nucleotides long. RefSeq names its product Pkinase-domain-containing protein. Lineage: Eukaryota; Fungi; Basidiomycota; Exobasidiomycetes; Microstromatales; Microstromataceae. Bases 1 to 2610 code for a protein of 869 amino acids. Gene Ontology annotation, biological process: regulation of MAPK cascade; intracellular signal transduction; protein phosphorylation. The transcript is spliced from 5 exons. Gene Ontology annotation, molecular function: ATP binding; protein serine/threonine kinase activity. Gene Ontology annotation, cellular component: cytoplasm. The record is from RefSeq and is a predicted model, not a curated record.